Mugil cephalus (flathead mullet) is the source of this 1303-nucleotide messenger RNA. Its product is annotated as CD209 antigen-like protein E. NCBI's taxonomy places the organism in Eukaryota, Metazoa, Chordata, Actinopteri, Mugiliformes, Mugilidae. Bases 237 to 1025 code for a protein of 262 amino acids. Gene Ontology annotation, molecular function: signaling receptor activity. The transcript is spliced from 5 exons. The record is from RefSeq and is a predicted model, not a curated record.
AGGUCGUCCAAUAUGGUUUUCUUAAUUACCACCACAAAGCGAAACGACGGACAGCGGAGUGCAAGACAUGCGGCACAAAGAUAUCACAUAGCCAGACGACAUCGUCAAACUUUGUCCGUCACCUGAAGAGUCACUCUGCACAAAAUCACACCCCCUUGAUAAUAUCUGCUGAAUCAGCGGAAUUGCACAUUGAAAAGCUGUUUGGAAACUCUGCACACAAGAUACGAAUCUGAAAGAUGUCAGUGGAGAUGAGCAGCAAGUCAGGGGAGAUUGAGUGGGAAGCCUUGAACACGAUGCCUGCUGGCAAUAAGACAAAAUAUGGAAGGAAAAGUCCAGUGUGGUGGGCUAGAGUUACUGCAGUGGGUCUGGGACUUCUUCUACUCAUUGCGAUCUUUGGCUUUGUGGCCCACAAUACCGACGCCAUCAGUCACCUGAACUCACUUAAAGUUGGGCUGAUGAGAUCUGAAGAACGGCUUUCGAAUCUGACGAAGGACAACAUCGCAUUGAGAGAUGAGCAACACGAACUGAAGCUUAACAUCAGCAGGCUGACUGAAGAGAUGCAGGCUCUGAAGGGCCAAUAUGGCGCUGUGGCUGUGAGCCAACAUGAUUUACUACAGGAGUUCAGAAGGCUCAAUCACAGCGUAACAGCUAAGACGUGCCAACCCGGAUGGGUAAUGUUCAACGACAAGUGCUACUACGCCUCAGCAAGAGAACAGACCAAAACCUGGGAUGAGAGCAGGACGGACUGUCUGCAGAGAAGAGCCGACCUGGUGAUCAUAAACUCAAGAGAAGAGUUAGAUUUUGUCACCAAAAUGCACUCCUCGGCCUGGAUCGGUUUGUCUGACAGACGGCAAGAGGGUACAUGGAAGUGGGUGGAUGGGUCUAACCUGGAGGGUGAGGGGUUCUGGCAAAAGGGGGAGCCAAAUGCGGCCGGAGACGAGGACUGUGUGCACAUCAGCAAUUCAGAAGGGGAAUGGAAUGAUUUGAAUUGCGGUGGGAAACAACCGUGGAUUUGUGAGACUUAGGGUUGGAUGGGUUUGUUUUUGAGCUGAACAUAUGUGGUUUUAUUCACUUAGCAUCUUAUUGUAUUGACUCUUUUUGUCCGGUUGUCAUUACUUUUGGGAAUUGUUCUUUUGGUUGUGUUUGUAUUCCACAGCUAAAAGAUAUUAAUGUAAAGUCAUAUCUAUAAAACAUUAGAUUUCAUGGUAUUGACCAUUAGAAAUAAGCAACUGGAAAUACAUACACAAUUUUGCAUCCCGCUGCCUCCAUAACAAUUAAAAAAAUAAAAACCAUGCUGAGUUGA